Molecule: messenger RNA, 2924 nt
Organism: Phascolarctos cinereus (koala)
Lineage: Eukaryota; Metazoa; Chordata; Mammalia; Diprotodontia; Phascolarctidae
Source: RefSeq, a predicted model, not a curated record
AUGACAAUCACAUGUGGGAGGGGUCCUCUGGAUAACUGUUGUGGAGACGUGAUGGUCCGUGCCAUUGUUAGCUGUGCGGCUUUCUUAACUGCGCACCCUAACACAAAGGUCUGCUCUCCACCACUUGGCCUUUCGUCCCCUCCUGCAGAGUUCCUUGGCGUCCCCAUCACCGGGGCAUGGGGGAGGGGUCCUCCCGCCUCGAGCUCUGCCCGCCCCCAGGGCUUUCCUGAGGCCCUAGCCUCCUCUCCUGCUGCUCGGGCUGCUCAUCUGGGGCGAUGGCGGAGGGAAGCACCCGCUGGAAACGCGAGAGGGGCAGGCCGCACGCUAAUCUGGGGCCCCCGGGGCGGGGCUAGGGGCGGGAGGCGCCCUGCCCCCACAGGACUCGGGGUCACCCAGGGGUCAGCUCUACUGGGGGGCGGGGCCUGGCCCUUGGGGCCUCUUCAGACCCCGCUCGCUGCUUGGGGCCCCAGGCGGGUCCCCCUCCUGCUUCCGGGCUGGCUUAUUCUCCGUCCGCCUCCAGCCUUGGGUCUCCGCAGGGCCCUCGUGCUCCACUGUGAGCGCGGGGCUGCCCCCGAGGCCGUCUUGGGGGAGGGGGAGGGAAGGAGGCCUGGGCACGUGAGGGUUGCAGGAGGGGCCCCUAGAGGCCGCUGGGGCGGGAGCGCGGACGAGCCCCCGGGCCACCCGAGCAGUAGGGUGCGCCCGCGGACACAGCCUCCGGGCUCAUGCGCCGACGCCUUCCCUUCUGACGUCAUUUCCAGUUCUUCCCCUCCUUGGUGUCCUUGGUCUUUAGGGGCUUCCUGUCACCUCGGUUCAGCUCCGUGCUCAGCCGCUGCCUGGCAGUCCCGCGCCCCGGGCCGGGGCCGGGAUGGGCGGGCAGCGGGAGGAAUCAGUGCUCGCUUUGGAGCCUUCAGCCUGGAGAGAGAUUCCCAGUCUUACCUAGGAAGAGGCUGGGUGGGGCCACGCACCCCGCGCGAAGGGACGCGCCCAUUGGUCAGAUGCCUUCCAGACAAUUCAGACUGGACGUCCGAUAGACAUUUUACACUCAGCACCUUCCCUGUUGCUGUUGAGGCCGACGCCAUCCUCGAAGUCCUUCAGGCUUCCAACCUGGGGGUCAUCCUGGAUUCUUCAUGAUCUCUCACCACCCCCACCCAUGUCCGAGCAGUUGCCAAGGCCUGUUGACAUCGCCUUUGCAGUAUCUUUUGAAUGCCCCUCUGACACAGACACCAGUCCGGUGCAGACCACCACCAUCUCAUGCCUGGACUACUGCAGAUGCCCACUGGGAGGUCUGCCUGCCUUGAGUCUCUCCCCAUUCCGGUCCAUCCUCAGCUGUGCCACCACGGUGAUCUUCCUAAAACACAGCUCUGCCUGUAAGAACUGCCCUUUCCCAAAGCAGGAAGAACCAAGGAGGAGGAAGAAGAAGAAAUGGUUCCUGUGUGCCUGAUGGCUGGGGCUCUGGGGGUGAGUUUUCAUCACGUGCAGUGGCCACAGUGGCCUGGGCCUGAGAGUGUGAACUUGUCUUUCCUGUGGCCUGGAGCUUCAGAAAUUGGAGCCGUCCUGGGUUUAGAGAGGGAAGGCAGGGUAGAGAUCAUGGGGUCCAGCCACCCAUUUUACAGGAGAGGAGCCUGAGGCCCUGAGUGGGGCAGAGACUUUUCACACAGCUGGGAAACUGGCCAGUUUUCUGGAGGGACUGGCCAGGUGAAGAGGACCAGGAGGAAGCUGGCUGGGAGGACAAUGUGCCCAGCAAUGAGUGUGUCCAGUAGGGGACUGAGCCUCUUCAGAGGUGUGGCAGCUGGCACCUCCUCUUUCCCCUGCAGCUCCCACCCCACUUACCAGAGACUUGGACACAGGCUGGAAACGGUCAAGCCCAAGAUUCUGGGAUUCUGAGCAGAGCAGCCAGUAUUGGCUUCUAGGUGAUUCCUGUCAAUCCAAGAUGAACUGCCAGGAGCGGCUCUUGGUUAUAGAAGCAGAGGAUUCUGCUUAUAACAUGACACAUAUUUCCCCCCAAACCACCAACUUAUGCAAAAUCUUGCAAUACAAACCACAGAGUUUAUGGGGGAAAUGGAAUCAAGGGCAUAUUACUCAAAAACUUCAUCAGCGACAUGUAUAAAAAAGACAGGAACCUGAUAAACACAGAAAGCAGUGCUGUUUAAUAUACGUUAAAUGGUUAAGAGAUACAUAAAUACUCAUUCAGUAGCUGUAAAGUCCACCACUUCUGGCUGCUGCUCAGCCAAUGCUUUGGUCUGCAGAAGCAAGCUGGGCAGGCUGUGCCUCUGGUUGUCUGAGCCCAGUGGAAGGGGCUGAAAGGGGAUGGGGGUGGGACUGGUAAGACACGGUCCUUCUCCACUUAGAGCUCCUACUGCAUCAGAAGAUACACAAUAUGAUCCUUCACCUUGAAAAAUAUCUGGUUUGCUUGUGGAUGUAGGCAGCAGAAGGGUUGCCAGAUUAUGUUAUUGUAAGGGGAAUAAUUUUCUGCAUUCUUGCUGUUUCUCAUGGGAAAAAUAACUCUGAAGCAAACUCAAAAUUGAGGUAUUUGGUUUUUGAAACAUAGCAGAACUACAUGUAUGUAUACAUAUAUACCCAUGUGUAUACAAACUACAUACAUAGACAUAGGUAUGUUUACAUAUAUGCACAUGUAUACAUUAUCAUCUUAAUGAAAGGUCCAUUUGUUUUCUAGUGUUCUAAACUAUUUUAUUGAAUAUUUUAUUAAAAGGUUUUGGGCCUCUAUUGAGAUAAUCAUAUAAUUUUGUUAAUAUAGGUUUAUAAUUUUCUUAAUAUUAAACCAACACUGCCUUCCUAGUAUAUAAAUACAUCCUAGUUAUAGUGUGUAAUCUUUGUGAAACGUUGUUUAAGUCUCUUUGCCGGUAUUUCAUAUUUUUUGUUUUAAAAUUAUUCAUAUAAUAAUUUAAAUGAGUUAUUAAAUACAU